Messenger RNA from Nycticebus coucang (slow loris), 5001 nucleotides. RefSeq names its product activating transcription factor 7 interacting protein (gene ATF7IP). The coding region runs from base 209 to 3844 and encodes 1211 amino acids. The record is from RefSeq and is a predicted model, not a curated record. Gene Ontology annotation, molecular function: transcription coregulator activity; protein binding. Gene Ontology annotation, cellular component: transcription regulator complex; nucleus. Gene Ontology annotation, biological process: regulation of DNA-templated transcription. The transcript is spliced from 15 exons. NCBI's taxonomy places the organism in Eukaryota, Metazoa, Chordata, Mammalia, Primates, Lorisidae.
CCCGAUAAUUUGCAUAACGGCCCCGACGCGUGCUAGGGAGAAGCGGGUUUGUUUUUGAAUCUGCGGAGGCGGCGGCGGCGGCAGCGGCAGCGCGGCGACUGGAGCGCUCAAGACUGAGGAGAUAGCGUUGGCGACGGCUGCGCGGGACGGCUGUGUAGGAAGGAACUUGGUUUCCCCCUCCUUCUUCUCCCGCCCUAAAAGAUUCACAAUGGAUAGUAUAGAAGAACCUCAGAAAAAAAUCUUUAAAGCUCGAAAAACGAUGAGAGUAAGUGAUCGUCAACAACUUGAAGCAGUGUACAAGGUCAAAGAAGACCUUUUGAAAACUGAUGUCAAGCUGUUAAAUGGCAACCAUGAAAAUGGAGAUUUGGACCCAGCUUCACCUUUGGAAAAUAUAGACUGUAUUAGAGACAAGGAAGAGGUGAAUGGCAUUGAAGAGAUUUGUUUUGACCCUGAAGAUGGUAAAACAGAAUGGAAAGAAACACCCUCUAUCCUAAAUGUUAAUGCAAAAAACAAGCAGGAUGACAAUUUAAAUUGUGAACCUUCGUCUCCUAAUAAUGUAACUCCUGAACCAGUGUCUAACCUGACUGCUGAGUUAGCUUCUGGCAAUCCAGCCCCUGGUGAUCUGGCUACUGGAGAUCUAGCCUCUGGAGUACUGGUCUCUGAUGAUCUCAUGUCUGGUGAUCUCACCUCUAGUGAUUGCUCUUCUGGUGAUCCCACCUCUGGUGAUCAUUCCACUGGUGACCCCACCUCUGGUGAUUCCUUCUCUGGUGACACUGCCUCUGGUGAUGCUGCUUCUGGUGAUUCUGCCUCUGGUGAUGCUGCCUCUGAUGAUGCCACCUCUGGUGAUGCCACCUCUGGUGAUGCCACCUCUGGUGAUGCCACCUCUGGUGAACUCGUUUCUGGUGAACCAGUCUCCAGUGAUUGUGCCUGUGAUGAUAUGGGCUCUGAUGAUCCAGCCUCUGGAUCAUUGGCCUCUGUUGAUCAGGAGUCUAGAGCACCAGCCCCUGGUGAUUCAGUCUCUGGUGAUCUAACCUCUAGUGAUCUGGCUUCUGGUGAUCCGGCCGCUGGUGAUCUGGCCGCUGGUGAUCUGUCUCCUGGUGAUCUGGUUCCUGAUGAUCUGGCCUCUGGUGAUCUGGCCUCUAGUGAUACUGCCUCUAAUGAUCUGGCCACUGGUGAAAUGACUUCUGAAUCGGCUUUUCAUCCCACCUUUGAACUGAAUUCAAUGUCAGCUUGUGAACCAGUUCCUGAAACUGUCAGUGUAGAACCAAGUAGCAAUAAAGAUGAUGAUUUUAUUGAAAAAAAUGGGCAUGAUGAAAAAUUAGAGCAAGUUCAAAGUAAGGACUCAACUGAUGAAAAAAGUAAAGCUGAUAGUAAUGUUGAUGCUAAUGAAGAAACUCCAGAAAAAGAUGAUACAAUUAUUUGUUCAGAUCUACCUCCUGAAAAAGAAAAGAAAGUAGAGGAAGAUACUAUUACAGAGCUUGCUCUUGGAGAAGAGGCCAUAUCAAGUAGUAUGGAAGUUAAUCAAGGUGAAAAGAAUGAAGAUGAAAAUUCUGCAGACCUUGUAGAAACCGUUAGUGAAAGUGUUACAAAAGAUGGCAAAAACGAGAAUAUCUUAGAAAAUACAGAUUCUAUGGAAACGGAUGAAAUCAUUCCUAUUUUGGAAAAGCUUGCACCUGCUGAGGAUGAACUUACUUGCUUUUCUAAAACUUCUCUCCUUCCAAUCGAUGAGACAAAUCCAGAUUUGGAAGAGAAAAUGGAAGGUUCUUUUGGUUCACCAUCUAAACAAGAAAGUAGUGAGAGUUUGCCAAAAGAAGCCUUUUUGGUCCUCUCUGAUGAAGAGGAUGUUUCAGGUGAAAAAGAUGAGUCUGAAGUUAUAUCCCAGCAUGAGACAUGCUCUCCAGGAUUAGAAAGUAAUGAAAAGGACAGCAAACCUGAGGAAGAAGAGCAAGUAAUACAUGAAGAAGAUGAAAGACCUUCUGAGAAAAGUGAGUUUUUUAGAAGAAAACGUUCUAAAUCAGAGGACAUGGACAAUGUACAGUCCAAACGUCGACGAUAUAUGGAAGAAGAAUAUGAGGCAGAAUUUCAAGUAAAGAUUACAGCCAAAGGAGAUAUUAACCAGAAACUUCAAAAGGUUGUACAGUGGUUGCUGGAAGAAAAAUUAUGUGCAUUACAGUGUGCUGUGUUUGAUAAGACUUUGGCAGAAUUGAAAGCACGAGUGGAAAAGAUUGAAUGUAACAAGAGGCAUAAAACGGUUCUUACUGAACUACAGGCCAAGAUUGCCAGGUUAACCAAACGGUUUGGAGCAGCCAAAGAAGAUCUUAAGAAAAGACAAGAAAAUGAACCAAAUCCACCUCCAUCACCAGGAAAGUCUGUAAAUGAUGUCAACAGCAAUAAUACUGUGCCCUAUAGAAAUGUAACCACAGUAAGACAGAUGCUGGAGUCCAAAAGAAAUGUAAGUGAGAGUGCACCACCAUCCUUUCAAACUCCUAUGAAUACAGCAUCUUCAACCAAUCUUGUCACUCCUCCAGCAGUUGUUAGUAGUCAGCCUAAAUUGCAGACUCCAGUGACUUCAGGUCCUCUGACAACGACAGCAGUUCUUCCUGCACCCAACACAGCUACAGUAGUUGCUACUACUCAGGUGCCUAGUGGAAAUCCCCAGCCUACCAUCUCUUUACAACCUUUGCCAGUGAUUUUGCAUGUACCUGUUGCGGUAUCUUCCCAGCCACAACUACUACAGAGCCAUCCAGGGACUUUGGUGACGAAUCAACCAUCUGGCAACGUUGAAUUCAUUUCUGUGCAAAGCCCACCUGCAGUGAGUGGUCUUACCAAAAAUCCAGUGUCUUUGCCAUCCUUGCCAAAUCCCACUAAACCAAACAACGUUCCUUCUGUGCCCAGUCCUAGUAUUCAGAGGAACCCUCCUGCUAGUGCUGCACCAUUGGGAACAACACUUGCUGUACAGGCUGUUCCCACAGCACACUCUAUUGUACAAGCCACAAGGACUUCUUUACCUACAGUAGGCCCAUCAGGACUCUAUAGUCCACCAAAUAAUCGAGGCCCUAUACAGAUGAAAAUACCGAUUUCUGCAUUUAGUACUUCGUCUCCUGCAGAACAGAACAAUACUGCCACCCCAAGAAUUGAAAACCAGAUAAACAAAACAAUAGAUGCUUCCAUUAAUAAGAAAGCAGCUGAUAGCACAUCACAGAGUGGAAAACCCUCUGGCAGUGAUUCAGGUGGUGUCAUUGAUCUCACAAUGGAUGAUGAAGAGAGUGCGGCUUCUCAAGACCCCAAAAAGUUAAAUCACACUCCUGUAUCAACCAUGGGUCCUUCUCAGCCUGUGUUACGACCAUUACAACCCAUACAACCAGCUCCACCUCUUCAACCAUCUGGAGUACCAACAAGUGGACCAUCUCAGACAACUAUACACUUACUACCUACAGCUCCAACUACCGUGAAUGUAACACAUCGUCCAGUAACUCAGGUGACCACAAGACUCCCUGUACCAAGAGCUCCUGCAAACCACCAAGUGGUUUAUACAACGCUCCCAGCACCACCAGCUCAGGCUCCCUUGCGAGGAACCGUUAUGCAAGCUCCUGCUGUUCGGCAGGUCAAUCCCCAAAAUAGUGUUACAGUUCGAGUGCCUCAAACAACUACAUAUGUUGUAAACAAUGGAUUAACUUUGGGAUCAGCAGGACCUCAACUCACCGUGCAUCACCGACCACCACAAGUGCAUACUAUAGAUGCUCUAACUUCCAUUAGGGGAAAAGGGGCGCUGACUGCUCCAAACCACUUCCUGCUGAAGAUGGACGAUGAUAUAGGGGGGCAGUUAAAGCUUCCUCAAUCUUAACUCUGGAGGUAGGUAACUUUCCCCAAGCUUGUAAAGCUAAUUGAUUUGCUGAUAGGUUUCAGGUGGAUAUAAGCCUGAGCCCCUCUACAGUAAAGGGAAUGUUAUUUUGUCUAUUUUCAGCAGCCUAAUCAGCCCAUUCUAGCCCAUUCUAACCUCCACAAUGAACAAUCUCCUCCAGAAAGGCAAGCCUUAGCAACUGACUUCCAGUCCUCAGGAGGGAGACCCUCACCACUCAAAGUAUCUACCAAAGCCAAAGCAAAAGGAGCUGUGAGACCAUACCGAGUAUACACCUUUCCCAACUCCCCAAACACCUCAAAAGAAAGACACCGAUGCUCUCUAAUACAACUGCCUUGCUGAUCUGCAGCCUCUGGCACCAGGAAGUAAGAAAAGCCAUUUAGACAUUCAAGCUUGUGCAAGUCUUUUGUAAUGAAGAUGUAAAUGAAGAUUUUUAACUUUAAUCCUUUGCUUUGGUGCUGCAAAAGUAGCAGCGUUAACAGUUCCUUCCUUGGGAAACCUCCUGAACAAACAAACCGUUUUCAGCUUUUACCCUUAACCUUACUGUUUCUGCAGUUCUUACCCUUAACCUUACCAUUUCUAGUUUUUACCAUUAACCUUACUAUUUCUACAGUUUUUACCCUUAACCUUACAGUUCCCAGCUUUAACCUAACAAUUUCCAGUGAUAUCACAGGCACACAUAACAUAUACAGACACAUAGACGUACUGAUAGACAUAAAGAAUUAUUCCCAAACAUGAUUACCUCCCCAAAUUUACUAACUGUACAGUUCCACUUUUUUCACUUUCUUACUUUUUUUUCCCACUUUUCUCUUCUCAUGGGGGCUUUCCUCACCUGUUUAGUUCCACUGUCCCGUACCCUGUCCCCUGUUUGAACCAGAGGGGGAAUGGUGGGGAAGAAAGAUUCCCUCACCUGCUUGAACUUACUUUUCCAUACUUAAGUCCCUGUUCGGGCACCACAUGUUGCAUACUGGCACGAGAUGGGGACUUCUCAUGACCCAGUGCAAGGAGGGAGAGUUGACCUGAGUGGAAAUGGUGGGAAAUUAAAAAAUACAAAGCAAUGAAGAUGGGGAGAGGGACACAAAGAAAGACAGGAGAUGCGAGAUAGGAUGGUGUCGGGAGGGCCGACGCAACUGAUGACUGCA